Nicrophorus vespilloides is the source of this 2823-nucleotide messenger RNA. Its product is annotated as protein zyg-11 homolog B-like. The transcript is spliced from 6 exons. Gene Ontology annotation, cellular component: Cul2-RING ubiquitin ligase complex. Lineage: Eukaryota; Metazoa; Arthropoda; Insecta; Coleoptera; Silphidae. The record is from RefSeq and is a predicted model, not a curated record. Bases 223 to 2457 code for a protein of 744 amino acids.
GGAGACCCUGACUUCAUUCCAAAGAUUUUCAGCAUCUUGACAACUGUCAGAUUAUUUAUAUAAAUAUAUACAACAUAUACAAUUAGUUUAUAAAUAUUGAUGAGUGCAAACGUAAUUAAGUGAAAACGAUUAGGUGUUAAGUGAAGGUUUCAAAGGGUUGUAGGGUGGAUGCAUUAUGUGCUGAAAGAAGUAAGCACUUGUAAAAUUUAACCUGUAGCAAAAAUGUAUGAUAAUCCGGUAUCUCUACAAGAAUUAUGUUUGGAGUACAUAUGUGAGUACUAUGAGGAUGUCUUUGAAGUAUCUUCCACUCAGCCCACUGCUGAUCACUGCUUCUACAAUCAGUGCUUGGUGCUGGAGAAAAGGAUCAGCUUCAAGGAUGAGGACAUGUACCUGUUUCCGGAACUCUCAGAGAAAUUACUCACAAGGUUCAAUGAAAAGAACCUUGUUAGUGAUACUACCAUACAUUUGUUCACUGGGAGGAACACCAAGCUGCGGAGUGUCAAGAUUAAAAACUGUAGGAUCAGCCAUGAAGGUUUGAAGAUAUUGCGUGAGCACAAAUUGUCUGAGUUGCAGUGCAUUAAUGUUGAGAUUAGUAUUGGCAAAAUUAUUGAUUGCUUGAAUGAGUAUAGUCUUAGCAAUUUGACGCACCUGAAUGUGUCCUGUUGUACCUUCAUAGAUUUAACCAGACAUAGCUCAGUAGUUCAAUUAACGAAAUUAGUCAAUUUGCGAACACUGAACGUCUCAUUCACCGAGUUCAAUCAGCAAGCUUUGCAGAUAGUUUGCGAUGAUUUACAGUACCUGGAACGACUUGAUAUCUCGGGGACCUGCGUGCAAUGUAUUAAACCUUUACUUAAGAUCAAAGAUAGACUGGUCGGAUUAGUUGCAAGCGAUCUCCAUUUGAUAAACACGAUGACUAAGACCAUAAUAGAGUUGGACUCGCUGCGCCACUUGGAUAUAAGCUUAUACCACGAGUCUUUUGAGAGUAUCAAUAAUAUGGCAAUAUGCGAUAUUCUGGAGAACCCUGAUAAGUUACCGAACUUGAUUUAUCUGGAUAUCUCGGGAUGGCGCGAUCUGAUUUCGAAGAGCACUUUGGAGACUUACUUGCAGACUCAUCCGAGGCUCAAAUUUUUGGGCGUGGUAUUGAACCCAGUAGCUUUUGAAGUGUUCCUCAGCGAGCCAACUGGUGAGAAAGAUCUGAUUAUAGCAGGUUUAGGCAAUGAGGAGCAGCUGAAGAUGGCGUUGAAGAAACAUAUAGAUAGGUAUACCUAUGUGCAGAAGGCUCUGUAUCAUCUUUUCCAAUUGUCUGGCUGGUAUCAUACAAGUCGAAAAGAUGUUUUUCAAUUGGUUUUACCCGCUAUGGCGGCUCAUCCGAGAAAGUUCGGAGUUCAGAUGGCUGCGACAGCCUGCUUGUACAAUUUAACUAGAGGGGAGAUUAGUAAGACUAUACAUCCGAAGAUGCUAUCGCAUGCCGUUCAUUUAACUUUAAAUGCCAUGGAAUCCUUCCCAGACGAACACCAGCUGCAGAAAAACGGUCUACUGACUUUAUGCAGCGAUCGUAUUCUACAGGAAGUCAGCUUCGAUAGGUACAGAUGCACGAAGCUAGUGUUGGAAUCGUUGUGCGCCAACGACGAAGUCAACAUGAAUCGCAUGUCUGUAGCGAUCUGCAGCAUACUUGCUUCCAAGAUUUCCACAUCGGAAACUUCCGAGUUAGGUGCCAAACCCAAGUACAUGAGCAAAUUGCUGGCGAUGGUUAAGGAAAGGGUGGAAUCUGGUCGAUCAGAUAUCACUUUGAAGUUCACGCUGAGCGCGCUCUGGAAUUUGACGGAUGAGAGUGCGGCCACCUGUCACGUAUUCUUGGAGAACGGUGGAGCCGAAUUGUUCUUGAAAGUGCUUUGCGUCUUCCGCAAUGAUACGGCGGUCGAAACCAAGGUUUUGGGUUUGUUAAAUAACAUCGCUGAAGUUGAAGAUUUGAGAAGUCAUCUGAUGAUAGACGCUCUGAUGAACGAGCUGUUCACCUUGCUCAAGGAUCCGCACAUAGACGUGAGCUAUUUCGCGUCUGGUAUAGUUGCACAUCUGUCUUCGGAUAGACCGGAGACUUGGUUAGUUAAGGAGAAGACCAGAGAGAAUAUGUUGAAAGAGUUAGAAGAGGCUGUCGAUAGCUGGGGAAUCCCGGACACCGAGAUGGUGGCGUACCGGACCUUCCGUCCGUUUUUCCCGUUGCUCUGUCCUGGAAUGGGUUACGGGGUCCACCUAUGGGCAGUUUGGGCCAUCCAACAUGUAUGCACUAAAAACCCGAGACGAUACUGCCUCAUGCUUCGCGAAGAAAACGGCUUAGAAUUGUUAGAGAAUUUAUUAGAAGACGGUCAAUGCCAUGAGAACGUCAAGAAUAUAUGCAGUAAUAUUAUAGAUAUUACUAAAAUGACUGUCGUGCACCAAGGACUCAUUGAAUUAAUAUAAUUUAUUAAUUAAUUAAUUAAGCCGCUAAAUGUCCACACCUCCAUUCAAUUGUGCCAAUCUAUGAAACAAACAAAAAAACAAAGAAAAGAGUCCACUAAUACAAGUUUCAACUAAAUUACGUUUUCUCACCGAAUUAAUUGAUUAAGAAACGAAUGCAAAAAAAUUUGGCAUAUACCUCAUGUAUGUGUAUUACUUGUUUUUAAUAGAAAAAUGCCGUUACGUAAACUAAAAGUAAGUGUAAUAGUUUUCGCUCUUUUCUCCUCUAAUCUCCGUAAAUUCGACGUCUAUUGAUGCUGAUCCAGUUUCUAGCGAAUCCCAAGCCACCUAAAUUUACCUCAAGUCAUUAUAAGUUAAAACAAAAAAAAA